Messenger RNA from Bipolaris victoriae FI3, 1392 nucleotides. RefSeq lists its product as hypothetical. The coding region runs from base 1 to 1392 and encodes 463 amino acids. The record is from RefSeq and is a predicted model, not a curated record. Lineage: Eukaryota; Fungi; Ascomycota; Dothideomycetes; Pleosporales; Pleosporaceae. The transcript has a single exon.
AUGCCUCCAGAUAGUGAUACUAUCGUAGUAAAUACCCAAGAAAAUAGACGGGAGAGCCUAGGGUCAGAGGCUCAAAUUGAUAGAGAAAUGGAGAUAGAAUCUACUCCAGCCACCCCUACCCAAAACCAAGCAACACCUAGCGUAUUGGAGAUACCAAUACUACUACCAAAUAAACGAUAUGCCAACUUCUCGCCAGAGAAUACCUAUAGAGGCAGAAACCCAUACCAAAACACCUCUAGCCCAAAAUCAGUAGCCAAGAACUCUGAGCAGGCAAUCUAUUGGGCUAGAGACCUCAUUUUCCAAGCCUCUACAAUGGAAGAGUCCCACGUAGCUCAAAAUAAGCUACUAGAGCUUCUAGACGUAUUUAGAGACUAUACUGAAACGGGCAGAGUAGCAAACCAAAUUACAGAAAAGCUAUCUGCCAAGCCAGCUUACCACUCAGCGACGCUCGCAAACGCCUCCCAGCAAGCAACAAAGAUGCUUAAACAAGCUAAGAUUGCAGCUUCAAACAAGGCACAACCAAUAGCUACGCAACCCACCCAAAAACUAGCCCAAACCUCGUACGCUGCAAUAGCAGCAAAUAACGCAAACCAAGCCUGGACAACAGUCCAGCCAAGGAAAAAACCAACAAAACCAAUAAAACCAGCGUCCUACUAUCAGACGCUAGUUACGUUAGAAGAGGGCCAAACAACCAGCCCCCUACUUGUUAGAAACAAGAUCAACCAAGCCUUCCAGAAGGCUGGAAUCGCUGGCCCAGUUAUCCAGCAAGUAGCCACUAGUAGAAGAAACAACCUUAUCCUCACAACCACCGAAGGAUACUCAGGAGAAUCCCUACUAAAGCAAAUUAAUACUUGGCAAAACCAGCUGCCAAUCAAGAAAGCCCAGCCGCUAGAGUCCUGGACGCAACUAGUUGUACACGGAGUACCAACAACCUUCGACGGGGCUGAAAACCUUCAGCUACUCCACACAGAAAUCCCAACGUACAAUAAGAACCAAACGAUCGUUGGGAACCCCUACUGGCUAUCAAGAAACCGGAAAGACAAGCAAACAAGCUCUAUUGUUAUUGCUUGUAAAUCAGAAGAAGAAGCGAAGAAGAUUGGCAAUAGAAUAACAAUUCUCGGCCAAUCGCUCCGGGUUGAGAAAUACCGCCAAAUCCCACCAACAGCUCAGUGCAGUAAGUGCCAAGGGUUUGGACACAACUUUAGCAGGUGUAAAAACCUAGCUAGCUGCCAGUUCUGUGCUGAAAACCACCUAACUACUCAGCACGUAUGUAGUAUUUGCAAAAUAAAGGGAAAAGCCUGUAACCACACGCUCCCAAAAUGCAAAAACUGCAAACAAACCCAUUUUGCUAAUAGUAAAGACUGGGAAGUGUUUCUAUCUAUUAAAUCGUAA